AGCCAAUGAUGAUGUCGGUAAGAGCAUGGGAUGUAAGAAAAGAGACAAAAUUAGCACAAUUUAAGGAAUGAACAAAAUUUUAAUAAAAAAAAAUACAUUACCCAAAAAUUACAUAAUCUUAGUUGAAUCCUAGUUAUAAUCUACAAAAGAGUGUAGGUUUAAUAGUAGUAAUUUUUGAAUUAUAGUUUCCCAUCGCAGGUUUCCCUCCAAUAUCAAAUGCAACCACCGGUGAGAGAAGCAGCGACCCAAAUAAGCAGAGCUUUGAUCUCAGCUUCCUCCAACUCGAAACCGAUCGGAUCAUGGACUCGGUCGCUCGAGCAAACCCUUCACCAACUCGGUUGCCGUGACUCGCUCAACCCAUCACUCGUUGCCCGAGUCAUUGACCCUCAUCUUCUUCGUCAUCCUUCUCUUUCAUUGGGUUUCUUCAACUGGGCUGCUCAACAACCCAAUUUUUCUCACUCCUCCAUUUCUUAUCACUCCAUUCUCAAAUCGCUCUCGAUUUCCCGCCAAUUUAAUUCCUUAGAGAAGGUUCUUAAAGAAGCCAAAUCUCGAAACUUUGCUGUUGAUCCUUCUUUUUAUCGUCCUGUUGUUGCUUCCCUUGUUAAAUCGAAGAAAUCUCAUGAAGGUUUUUUGAUAUUGAAAGAUGUUGAGUCGUCGAUUUUCGAUGUUGGGGCUGAAACUUGUAAUUCUCUGCUUGCUGGGUUGGUUUCCGAAGGGCGGAUUGAUUGUGCACGCAAGCUGUUCGAUGAAAUGCUUGUGAGAGGUGUGAGUUUUAACACUCUUGGAAUUGGUUUGUUUAUGUGGAGGUUUUGUCGGGAUUAUCAAAUGGAUAUAAUUUUAGGUGCGUUGGAUAGAGUUAGAAUUGGUGUUUCGAGGUUUGAUGGGUCGAUAGUUGCCCUUUUGAUCUUACACGGGCUUUGCGAGGUAGGCCGAGUGACCGAGGCUUAUAAUGCAUUAGAGGAGUUGAGGAAUAGAGAUUGUAAGCCUGAUUUUAUGGCUUAUAGGGUUGUAGCGGAGGCUUUUCGGUCUAAGGGACCGGGGUGUAUCUUCGAGGUACAAGCAAUUUUGAAAAAGAAAAGGAAGUUAGGAGUGGCUCCAAGGGCUAGUGAUUAUAGAGAAUUUAUAUUUACCUUGCUUUCAGAAAAUUUGAUUUAUGAAGCUAAAUUGCUGGGGUUAGUGAUUUUGGAAGGGAAUUUUCCUAUUGAAGAUGAUGCUUUGAAUGCUUUGAUUGGAUCGGUAUCAUUGGUCGAUUCAUGUUCAGCUAUGUUGUUCUUCAAGUUCAUGCUCGAAAGAGAAAGAAUGCCGGAUCUUAUUACCUUGAGCAAUUUGAGUAGAAACUUGUACAAACAUGGUAAAAGUGAUGAUAUGUUGGAUGUUUUUAAUGUUUUGUCUUCCAAAGACUAUUUCACAAACUUAGAGAGCUAUUAUGUUAUGGUUUCGUCUAUGUGCGAGGCUGGAAAAGUAAGAGAAGCUUAUGGUGUUCUUCAAGAGAUGAGGAGGAAAGGUCUAUUCCCUGACAUCUCAUUUUUUAAUGUUCUUAUGGAAGCGUUAUGUGGGGAGGACCUUAUUCGUCCUGCAAAGAAGCUUUGGGAUGAAAUGUUUGCUUAUGGGGUUGAUGGAAACUUGAAGACUUACAACAUCCUCAUUAAAAAGUUUGCAGAAAUAGGCCAAAUUGAUGAAGCACAGGUACUCUUUGAUAACAUGCUAAAGAAAGGCGUAAUGCCUGAUGCUGUCAUAUACAUAUUUCUGCUCGAAUGCCUUUGUCAAAACUCGAAAUUUGAAGCUGCGAUUCAGAUUUUCUACAAGGUUGCUGAUCAGGAUAUAACAAUAGCACAAGCUAUUGUAAAUCCACUUAUUCUGUCCCUUUGUAAAGGAGGUUGUUUACUAUAUGCUUCGAAAUUCUUGUGCAGUAAUUGUCACCUGAGACAUAAAGAGUCCCAUGUUAUUUUGUUGAAAUAUCUUGCAGAAGCUCAACAAUUUGAAACUGCUGUCGACCACCUGAAACAGGUUAUGGCUGCUUCACCUUCUCUGCUGCAGGAAAUAUCAACUGAAAUUUUGGCGCUUCUGGCUUGUUCUUCCAAUCCAGAGCCAAUUCUGCAGCUGAUUCAAGAAAUGCAACAUAAUGAAUUCGUUCCCAUGAAUGAUAAAUGGAAAGCCAUCUCUAGGAAAUUGCUAACAUCGGUUUCAGGUUUAAGGCACCCAUUAUAGCCUCCAAGCAGGUAUUCAGAUCCGGAUAUGCAAAUGAUGAUACAAUUAAAUUGGGUCUGGUGCUUCACCUGUGGGAUUCUGAACUGAAUAUUGCACAGUGAUUGCCCUUCUGAUAUGUCAAAUCCAGCAAAUACGCAACAAAGAUUGCAAACUUGCGAGCUAUGAGUGUCAGCCACUUCUCAUCUGACAGGGUCUGCAGUAGUUUAUGACUAGCUGUGUGGGUUCUGUUCAAGCACUUGAAGUUGAAUUUAUAAUAAAACUUGGGAAUUGCAUAGCUCAGCUAGUGAAUCUGAAGAUUAUGUUCCAGGUCUUGAGGUCGUGGAGAUAUCUACAAGCCUACAAUGAAUAAACAUGAGAUAAAUUAUCCGAGCUUGAGGGAUGGUGGCAAUAUAAUGGUGGCCAAUGGUUUAGAUGCAUGCUUGAACUUAUUAUAGGAACUGAGUUAGGACUGCACCUUGAGCGGCUUGCAGUACCAUGAAUAUACAAAGAUGCAAAAGCUGUGUCGUUCCUUAUUUAGGACAAAAGCCACCCCCAUCCCAUCAUUAUUGUAAUUAGAAUUUAUGACUAUUAGCUCACUUGGUAUUAUAGAAAACAGUCAGCCACACUGUUACAAAUCUUACAAUGUUACACAUGAGAAGGUUGUUAGUCUUAUUCAACUCCAUAGAUGAAUAUGACAACCCUCCUCCACCCUUAGCAAGACUUGAACUCAAGACCAACAAAUGUUACUAUACUAAUCUUACCACCUUAGGAUAAUUUAUUUGUUGUGUUAAUUUACCCGACCAAAUUAUAGUUAAUUUGAAUAAGAUGAUUACUCUUUAAUUGUA
Chenopodium quinoa (quinoa) is the source of this 3032-nucleotide messenger RNA. Its product is annotated as pentatricopeptide repeat-containing protein At5g14080-like. Gene Ontology annotation, molecular function: protein binding. Bases 217 to 2208 code for a protein of 663 amino acids. NCBI's taxonomy places the organism in Eukaryota, Viridiplantae, Streptophyta, Magnoliopsida, Caryophyllales, Amaranthaceae. The record is from RefSeq and is a predicted model, not a curated record. The transcript is spliced from 2 exons.